GGAGGAGUCCCAUUCAGCAGCCACUGAGUCGCUUCACUUUGUUCACUGAAGACAACUUGUCAACAAAAAGCCCCCCUUCCUCCCCUCCUGAUGAUGAACCACACGAAAUAUCUCCACAUUUGUCUCUGGAUUUAAAAACAUGGCCGACCUCGACAAGGCAGACAGAAAAGGAGAAGACACUGAUAACCUUCUGUUUACUGAUCUGAAUAAAAAUAUGUUUGGAUUGGCUUCUCUGCCUCUGGAGCUGGACCACUGUGACCUCCUCCUGGAUGCAAUGGAUGGACAGCUUGAACAACUGCAGGUAUGGAGACACUCUCCAAACAAAGGUGCAGAAUUUAGGAUUACAACCCAAACAAAUGACACUUCCACGUUUCCUCUCGAUUUGAUGCACGCUCCAACGAUGGUGAAAACCUCUGAGAAUACAGCAGGUUGUUGGGAAGGUUCUGAGAGUCACAGGGAAACCAAACUUCUGGACAGGAGUGAUAACGAAGAAGAGUCUCAAAGGGAACAGGUCAUCUGGAGGCUAGAGAGGCUUCUUGGAGACAUCUGGAAGGGAGGAGCAAUCGCUGCAACCCGACCUCCUUCAGAGAGUAUCUGCACUGAGGACUUUGUGAGGYGCUUCAGAGAGGAGAUGGUUGAAUUGUCUCCAACAGAUCGGAUGGAACAGCUGAAGGAGGUGGAGGCUGACAGCAUCUCUGACAGUGGCCUGAGCAAUCAGAAGUCUCCAGCAGAUGAUCCACUGGAUCGCUGUUCCUGGUCCAACAAGCAACAGAGGAAAUGCAACUCUGGAAACUGUGGAGUAAAUAUGUCACCAGUUAACCAGAAAGAAGAUUUUGACCAUGAAAACCAAAUCCACAGUCCCAGCAGUGCUGCUGAGCCCAGAUGUUUGACUGGUGGAAUUUCUGUGAGAAGUCUGGACCCUGUGUCUGUCAGUGACUCCGACACCUCAACAGAAGAAAAUGAUCUUCAGUCUGCAUCAGUAAGGAAUCAAUCUAAUGGACCAUUCAGAGGUCUAUCUGCUCAUAAAACUCACAGUAACAGGAGAAAAACCUGCAGACUUGUGCAUUUUUUGAGGGAUAAUGAGGACAUAAAUGAAGAAAGUGACCACAGGAGUGAGGGUCCUGACCACAGGAGUGAGGGUCCUGACCACAGGAGUGAGGGUCCUGACCACAGGAGUGAGGGUCCUGAAAAUAUGAAAAAGAGGAAAAGAAACUACAGCUGAAGCUCCAGCAGAGAACGAAGCAYUUACAGCAGCUCAGUGCAGACACAGCACAGAUGGAGCAGAAGAAGAGGACUUUGGAGUCGGUUCUGAGAGACAUGAGAGCAGAGAAACAGUCUGUUAGCUUCCAGCUCCAGCAGCUGCAAAGGCAAAGAGACUCUCGUCUUCUUCUGGUCCAAAAGGAUGAAGAACAUUUAGCAGCUCUGCAUCAUCAUAACCAGACUCUAAAGGACAGAUCCUGCAUGAACACACACAAACAGAGCAAAGCCAUGUUGUCACAGCUGGAGUGUGAGGAGAUGGAGCGACAGCUGAACUGGACCAAAACUGAAUUAUUUACUGAGCAGCGACAAGCAAGAGAGAAGAUUGAAUUACUUCAAGAGAAGUUGGAGGAGACGUGUGAGGAGCUCCUCAGGGCCACAGAGGCUGAACGCUCACUGAGAAACAGAUGUGCCGCUCUGGAAAACCAGAUUCACAGAAAUGAACAGACUGAGCAGAGAGGGGAAACCGUUUUGCGGCUCCCGCAGGACGUUGAGCUGGAGACAGAGAYGGAGCAGCAGCUCAGAUUCUGGGCCCAGCAGCUGACAGCAGAGUGCCAACAGCUGCACCUCUUAGUGGAGCGAGAUGGAGCUCAACAAGGAGCUGAGGAGAUCCAUCAGAGUUUUACUCUUGCYGAAGCUCUUCUACAGCUGAGAACAAAGCGUGAGCUGAAGCUCUUCAUCGGUCAUCUUCAACUGAAGCUGGAGUCACAGAAACACACUAAUGGGCAGCUGAAGAAGGAGAAGGAACAAGCCUUGAGCAUCCAAAGACAACAGCUGAGAGCAGAAAAAGAUCAAGCUUUGGAUUCUUUAAGGACACGUCUCAUACAGGAGCCCAUUGAGGAGGUGAGCAGUGUGAAGUGUGCUCAUGAGACAGGAGGAGUCACAGCAUGUCUCCGCAGACAGUUGCAGGACAAAGACAGGGAGCUCAGAAAGCCCUGUGCUCUCACUGGCUUCACGCAGCAGACUGUGCAGCCGCUCACAUCCCCUCAGACGUGGCAUCAUUAAAGCUCCUGCAUCACCUGCAGAGCAAAGUUUAGCAGCUCCAAGGAGAAAACCAGACCUUCAUGUGGAGUCCAAAUCCACCACAUAUAGAGGCUCUAAAUAUGUCAGAAACWUGUCU
Molecule: messenger RNA, 2377 nt
Organism: Austrofundulus limnaeus
Lineage: Eukaryota; Metazoa; Chordata; Actinopteri; Cyprinodontiformes; Rivulidae
Product: trichohyalin
Source: RefSeq, a predicted model, not a curated record